AUGUCCUCAGCUUCCACCAGCCAAGGCUAUGUUUUACCCGAAGGCAGAGUCAUUCCAAACACUGUUUUUGUUGGCGGAAUUGAUCUUAGGAUGGAAGAAAAUGAAAUCAGGGGUGUCUUUGCUAGAUUUGGCUCAGUAAAGGAAGUGAAGAUAAUCAGUGACAGAUAUGGUUUGUCCAAAGGCUAUGGAUUUGUAUCAUUUUAUAACGACGUGGAUGUGCAGAAGAUAGUAGAAUCACAGAUAACUUUUCAUGGUAAAAAGCUAAAUCUGGGACCUGCAAUCAGGAAACAAAAUAUAAGUGCUCAUCAUGUGCAGCCAUGUCCUUUGAUUUUUAAUCCUCCUCUGCCACCAUUUCAGAGUGUUGGAAGUAGUCCAAACACUGAAAAUUACAUGCAGCCUCCAGCCAUGUUGAGUCAUCCUAUUACCCAGUAUGUUCAGACACAUCCUCCUUACCAAUGUUCACCAGUUCAGGUGGCCACUGGAUACCAGCUUCCUGUUUAUAAUUGUCAGUUGGCACCUCAGUGGACUACUAGGGAAGAAAGAAGUUAUGUUAUUCCUCCGACUUCUGCUGCUGUUAACUACCACUCUAAUGAAGUUGGUCCAGGAGUUGAAGUUUUGCCAUAUGAUUGCCUGGGCCAUAAAGCUACUCCAAACUCUGGAAACGGCCCACAAAAGAAAUUUGUGAACCGAAGCGUACAGACUUUGGAGUCCUGUCUGUUCAACCCAGAGAACAGAGUGAGAAACUCUUUACUCAGGAAUGACUGUUUCUUUCAGGAUAAAUGA
Jaculus jaculus (lesser Egyptian jerboa) is the source of this 783-nucleotide messenger RNA. Its product is annotated as deleted in azoospermia-like. The record is from RefSeq and is a predicted model, not a curated record. The transcript has 10 exons. Gene Ontology annotation, molecular function: mRNA 3'-UTR binding; protein binding. NCBI's taxonomy places the organism in Eukaryota, Metazoa, Chordata, Mammalia, Rodentia, Dipodidae. The coding region runs from base 1 to 783 and encodes 260 amino acids.